GUCAUUAUUUACAAACGAGACUAAUUGAAAGACAUCAAUUAGUUGCAUGAAGAAUAACUCAUGUGCAAACGACUUUGAUCACUUUACGAUUAUCAAUCAAUAAAAGGGAGAAAUUUUGUUAAAUAUGUAGCAAUCACUUUGCUUAAGCCACAAAUUUACAACGAUUUCUAAGACGAAACUAAGAACAACAUGGGUGUCAAGACAGCAUUUGUUCUUGUUGCCACAAUCUUAUUGGUUAUUACCAUACAAUGCGAUGCUCAAUACCGUGGUAGGCGUGGACGUCAUCAUCAUCAUCACCACGGUGGUGGGCGUGGAUAUUACUCUGGUGGGUUUGGAGGGCCUUUCAUUGGUGGAUUUGGAAGAGGUCUUGGAGGCGGUAUUGGCAUAGGAUUACUCGCAGGAGCUUUUGGUGGAGGCGGUUUCGGUUCCCCAUUCGGAUAUGGAUAUCCAAUCGGAGGAUUUGGUUUCGGUGGUUUGGGAGGUUUCGGAUAUCCUGGAUUCGGAUUAUACUAAUGACGUAUGCUAGAAGCUAGAAUGUCGAUAAAAGAAACCCACAAAUUAUUACAAAAUGAACUAUCUUCAUCUUUCUUUUUAUUCGUUUUUUAAAUCUUACUUUUCUAACUUAUUUUUUCUAUCUUGAAUUAAAUGUUUAAUGAAUAUAGUUUGUAUAACUCAAUACUCUGUAAUGCUAGAAACCAAUCUAAUACAUACUGUGAUUCAUGAAAUAAAGUUUUCAAUUUAUAACAUAUAAA
Ruditapes philippinarum (Manila clam) is the source of this 752-nucleotide messenger RNA. Its product is annotated as keratin, type II cytoskeletal 3-like. The transcript has 3 exons. The coding region runs from base 190 to 513 and encodes 107 amino acids. NCBI's taxonomy places the organism in Eukaryota, Metazoa, Mollusca, Bivalvia, Venerida, Veneridae. The record is from RefSeq and is a predicted model, not a curated record.